This is a messenger RNA of Pungitius pungitius (ninespine stickleback), 2278 nucleotides long. RefSeq names its product zinc-binding protein A33-like. Lineage: Eukaryota; Metazoa; Chordata; Actinopteri; Perciformes; Gasterosteidae. The transcript has a single exon. Gene Ontology annotation, biological process: protein ubiquitination. The coding region runs from base 286 to 1695 and encodes 469 amino acids. The record is from RefSeq and is a predicted model, not a curated record. Gene Ontology annotation, molecular function: zinc ion binding; ubiquitin protein ligase activity; protein binding. Gene Ontology annotation, cellular component: cytoplasm.
UACCUUUAAAUAAAUCUUUUUUUCUAAAUUAACAGUUCUCCCUCAUUCCUUGUGGAAAGUUGUUGUCAAAUCUGAGUAUAAAUCAAACAUCACCACCUGCUGGUGACUAAAGGAAAUGUCAGCUACUUACACAAUAAAAGGAGAGGAAGUGAAACUUAAAGCUGAUUUGCUUCCUCGUUGCUGAACGGAGCCAGAGACGCAUCACAGGGUGAGAUAUCUCUACUAAACACAAGAACCAUCCAGAUCUGUUAUUCAGAGGGACUCAGAUUUAAUAAUUUAGAGCAAAUGGCGGAAAAUACUGUUCUUUUUGAAAGUUCCCUGAGCUGCCAUGUUUGUUCAGAGACCUUCAGAGAUCCCGUGUCUCUGAGCUGCAGCCACAGCUUCUGUUCAAGCUGCCUGCAGCGAUUCUGGGAACAAGCUGGAAACAAGAACUGUCCCAUUUGUAAAACUAAGUCCUCAACGGAUGAACCAGCAGUGAACUUAUCGCUGAAGGGACUCGCUGACUCCUUUGCUGGGAGACAGAAAACUGGAUCAACUGAGACGGAAAGAGGAGAGAAGAAGGUGGAGGUGGUGUGUGAAGACCAUCCAGAAGUCCCUUAUUGGUUCUGUGUGGACGAGCAGAAAGCUGUGUGUCCUGUCUGUGAGUUCUCUCUCCACCAGAGUCACAAGGUGGUUCCUCUAGAACAAGCAGUGAGGAACCUGAAGGACCAGCUGAGACCUGACUUGGAGUCUCUGCAGGACAAGAAGAAAAAACACCAACAAGUGAAGAAAACAUACAAUAAAGUGAUUCAAUUCUCCAAGAAGCAGCUGGUGUCCACAGAGAGGAAGAUCAGAGCAGAGUUCAAGAAGCUCCACCAGUUCCUGAAAGAGGAAGAGGAGUCCAGACUGGCAGCUCUGAGGGAGGAAGAGGAGCAGAAGGAGAAGACCAUCAGCAGAGAGAUGAAGAUGAUUGAGGAGCAGAUCUCCUCUCUGUCAGACAGCAUCUCUGCUGUUGAAGAAGACCUGCAGAAACACAAGGUGUCGUUCCUCAGCAGUUAUAAAGCCACUCAGACCAGAGCCAGAGUCCAGAGCUCACUGACAGAUCCACAGCUGCUCUCAGGAGCUCUGAUAGAUGUGGCCAAACAUCUGGGCAACCUGUCCUUCAGAGUCUGGGAGAAGAUGAAGGACCAGGUCCACUUCAGUCCUGUCAUUCUGGACCCAAACACUGCAAAGAAUAAUCUCUCUCUGUCUGAUGAUCUGACCAGUGUGAGACAUGGAGCCACAAAGCAGCAGCUUCCUGAUAAUCCAGAGAGAUUCACUAACUAUGCAGAAGUUCUGGGCUCUGAGGGCUUCAGCUCAGGGAAACACAGCUGGGAGGUGGAGGUGGGAGACCAUCCUCUAUGGUAUGUAGGUUUGGUUAAAGAGUCACUUGACAGGAAGGGAGAGACGGGUGUUUCACCAAAAGAUGGAUGCUGGUGUUUAGAUCAUGAUGGUGGAAAAUACACUGAUGGAGGUGGUCAGACUGUCAGAGUGAAGAAGAGUCUCCAGAGGAUCAGAGUCCAGCUGGACUAUGACAGGGGGGACGUGUCCUUCUACGACCCUGAAGACAAGACUCACAUCUACACUCACAGAGACACUUUCACUGAGAAACUCUUCCCAUGGUUUAAUAUUGGAGAAUCUGGUGAUGCUAAAACUGCUGAAAUCAAGAUCUGUUGAACUGAUGUUUCUCUGUGAUGUUCAGUGAAGGUGGUGAGGUCAAAGUGACUCAUCAGUAGGUUGAUUAUAGUUUGUUGUUGUAUUCUGUAAAUAUUUUCAAAUUAAAGAAAGAAGAGAAACUAAAGCAUAAAUAAACAGAAUGUUCUGAAUGGUUUUUUUGUUUGUUGUAAAUAUCCUUCAAGUACAGACGAGUAGAUUUACUGGGAUCAUUUUAUUUUGAAAUCUAAAACUAGUUUUUCAACAAGGUUAGGUUUGCAUUAAAAAGGCUUUAGUUUUAUAGUAAAAUGUUCAGUUUCAUAAAUAAAUGGUUUUCUUCCUUCAGAAGAUGUUAUUUUAGCAAUCGUUCAUCAAAUGAUAAAAAUACACAAAUCAUUUUCCUGUAUUUGCUGUUUAACUGUAGCAUCUUUAAUGUUGUGUUUCCAGAGUUCUACUGAAUAAAAUCCUUUAUUCUCAUCCACACCUUUGUGUUCCAUUCCUCAUGCUGUGCUCCUCUCAUUGUUUAAUUCUGGGUUGGUGUUGGUUGAUGAGAUGUAGAAGUACGUACAAGAGGUGAGGGACACUGUGCACCAACACUGCUGAGCUG